AUGUCUAAACGAAGAGCAUGCUCCCCUCGUAGAGAUCUAGUCGUCGAGAAGUCUACAGAUUUCGUCCAAUUCCUAGAACCCAUUCUUUCAACCAAGAAAAAGGAGGAAAUUGCCCUUUGCUUAGUGAAUAUUCAUGAAAAAAUUCCCGAGAGCAAUAUUGCCGCAUUUCUUUCCCCCCUUGUUGAUCAAGAAUUAGAUGCCUAUGGGUGUGUACUNCCCCCUCCUUUGCAACAACCCGACCUUGCUGUUUCCUCAAAAAAGUCAAAAAGCCGUAAAGGUGACACUGCUUGA
Messenger RNA from Rodentolepis nana, 291 nucleotides. The record is from the annotation of a GenBank genome assembly. NCBI's taxonomy places the organism in Eukaryota, Metazoa, Platyhelminthes, Cestoda, Cyclophyllidea, Hymenolepididae.